GCCAAUCCCCUCGCCGGGCACCUUGGACUGGAACCUGAGACGGAUUCGCCCCCAAUGAUGCUCCAGUUGCAGGAGCAAAGCAAGUUUAUCAUUGUCCCGAGAAAGAGGAGCAGUGCGGUUCUUGCCCGUUUCAGCAGAACGACUGUCCUUCCGCUGCACAAGCCCGCGCUCCGGUUGUGAUUUUCCUGGGGGACGUGGAGACCCGCGCGCCUUGCCCUGCACAGCAAGCCACACCUCUGGGAGCCGUUUUUGCUGCUGCGAUCGGCCAACGUGCCCUUACCCAAACCACAGCUCGUUCUGUCCGUCUUCGAUACCUCAUUUAUUCGUGGAUUAUUUGAUAGUCCAUCUCGUAAAUGUUUAGCAUUUUGCUGCUAUACUGCUUCUUUCUGGGGACAGUUCCAGCAUUUGCUGAGACCGGCGGAGAGAGGCGACUGAGCCCAGAGAAGAGUGAAGUAUGGGGACCAGGACUAAAAGCAGCUGUUGUUCUUCCUGCGCGCUAUUUCUAUAUCCAGGCGGUGGAUGCAUCCGGAAAUAAGUUCACAUCUUCUCCAGGUGAAAAGAUAUUCCAGAUUAAAAUCUCGGCACCAGAUGAGCAAUUCACUAGAGUUGGCGUCCAGGUUUUAGACCGCAAGGAUGGGUCCUUCAUAGUCAGAUACAGAAUGUAUGCAAGCUAUAAGAAUCUGAAGGUUGAAGUUAAAUUCCAAGGUCAACAUGUGGCCAAAUCCCCAUAUAUUUUAAAAGGGCCGGUUUACCACGAGAAUUGUGACUGUCCUUUGGAAGAUAGUGCAGCCUGGCUACAGGAAAUGAACUGCCCAGAAACCAUCGCUCAGAUUCAGAGAGAUCUGGUGCAUUUCCCUACUGUUGAUCCAGAAAAGAUUGCAGAAGAAAUCCCAAAGAGAUUUGGACAAAGGCAGAGCUUGUGUCACUAUACCGUGAAGGAUAACAAGGUUUAUAUCAAGACUCAUGGUGAACAUGUAGGUUUUAGAAUUUUCAUGGAUGCCAUACUACUUUCUUUGACUAGAAAAGUGAGGAUGCCUGAUGUGGAGUUUUUUGUUAAUUUGGGAGAUUGGCCUUUGGAAAAAAAGAAAUCCAGUCCACACAUUCAUCCGAUCUUUUCCUGGUGUGGCUCCACAGACUCCAAGGAUAUCGUGAUGCCGACCUACGACCUGACGGACUCUGUUCUGGAAACCAUGGGCCGAGUAAGUCUGGAUAUGAUGUCUGUGCAAGCUAACACGGGUCCUCCCUGGGAAAGCAAAAACUCCACAGCUGUCUGGAGAGGCCGAGACAGCCGAAAAGAGAGACUUGAGCUGGUUAAACUCAGCAGAAAACACCCAGAGCUCAUAGAUGCUGCCUUCACCAACUUUUUCUUCUUUAAACACGAUGAAAGCCUCUAUGGUCCCAUUGUGAAACACAUUUCAUUUUUUGAUUUCUUCAAGCACAAGUAUCAAAUAAACGUUGAUGGCACUGUCGCAGCAUAUCGCCUGCCAUAUCUUCUAGUCGGCGACAGUGUUGUGCUGAAGCAAGACUCCAUCUACUAUGAACACUUUUACAAUGAGCUGCAGCCCUGGAGACAUUACAUUCCUGUUAAAAGCAACCUGAGCGAUCUUUUAGAAAAACUUAACUGGGCAAAAGAUCACGAUGAAGAGGCAAAGAAGAUAGCAAAAACAGGACAAGAAUUUGCAAGAAAUAAUCUCAUGGGUGAUGACAUAUUCUGUUAUUACUUUAAACUUUUCCAGGAAUAUGCCAAUUUACAAGUGAGUGAGCCCCAAAUCCGAGAGGGCAUGAAGAGGGUAGAACCACAGACCGAGGAUGACCUCUUUCCUUGCACAUGCCACAGGAAAAAGGUAACCAGAACUAGCCAAUACCAAAGAUGAACUCUGAUAUGCAGAAUACCUUCCCUUCAAAUAAUGGUGCUCUGAAGACUCUUCUUAACUGAAAAGAAGAAUGUUUUUUUAAAAUAUUAAUUCUAUGGACAAUAUAAAAUAUGCUAUGUGAUUGUCUGGGUCAUGAAGAUGUAUUUCUUCUUAUUAUGCAGUAUUCCCAUGACUGUCUUUUAAAGCACAUUUUUAGAAUUUUUUA
Messenger RNA from Myotis daubentonii (Daubenton's bat), 2079 nucleotides. It is a transcript of the gene POGLUT2, whose product is annotated as protein O-glucosyltransferase 2. Gene Ontology annotation, molecular function: glucosyltransferase activity; protein binding. Lineage: Eukaryota; Metazoa; Chordata; Mammalia; Chiroptera; Vespertilionidae. The record is from RefSeq and is a predicted model, not a curated record. Gene Ontology annotation, cellular component: endomembrane system.